AUGGCUGUGGAGAAUGAAGGUCUUGGACUGUAUUGCAAAGGUUAUGCUCAGAAGCUGAUUUUAACUUUUGCAGAUGUCGACUUCCCUACUUGCGAGAGGUCGUGUAACGAGCUCGAAUGGCCGAUGAUCUGUCGGGUCAAACUUACGCUUGAGGUCUACCAGACAUUCAGCAGGUCUUGCGGUGACUGUCCGCGGAAUGCAUCCGACUGCUUCAGGACGUACUGCGUCACUGCCGAUGGCUUCAAGAGGGGACUGCUCACAGCCAACCGACAGCUACCGGGACCUGUCAUACAGGUGUGCGAGAACGACAUACUGUUAAUAGACGUCGUGAACCGGGUGCCAGGUCAGGGGUUCGGAAUCCACUGGCGGGGUCAGCCUCAGAAAGAGACGCCGAUCAUGGAUGGUGUUCCCAUGGUAACGCAAUGCCCCAUUCCUAGUUCAACCACAUUCCAGUAUAAGUUCCGAGCUUCAAGAGCAGGGACUCAUAUAUGGCACGCGCAUACAGGAGCGCAAGUUAGCGACGGUAUAUUCGGAGCACUGGUCGUUCGUCAGUCUCCGAAGCGAGACCCUCACUUCAAGCAAUACGACGUGGACGAUCCGAACCACGUUAUAGUGAUCAAUGAGUGGAGCCGUGGGUUCGCCAUCCAGAGGCUCUUGGAGCCAACCCCUGGUACCAACAUGGCGUCUCUCCUCAUAAAUGGCCGCUCUCAGCCAGACCGGAUGGAAGGGUCAGAGAGACGCGAUAACCCGCUGACCACGUUCACAGUUGCUCCGAGGAAGAAAUACAGAUUUCGGGUGGCGUAUGCUGGGGGCGGGAGAUCGUGCCCCAUCACCGUCAGUGUUGCCAACCACGUGCUCCGCGUCAUCUCUCUCGACGGCAACCCUAUAAAACCGCGAGAUGUCGCAUCCUUCGUUAUGGCAGCAGGUGAAAGAACAGACUUUGUGCUGACCUCUGACCAGCCUGUGGCAUCCUAUUGGCUUAACGUCCUCACUGCAGACCACUGUGAGAAUUCGGCUAUAAAGGGAGCAGCUAUACUUAAGUACGAGGGGGCUCCUGAAGGCGCUGAACCCGUUGUCCAAGGGGCUCCUGAUGUUCAGCCGACACCCAGCAGUUCGAUUCUUCUUAAUACAGUGGAUGACCAUUGCACCGUGUCGGAGGAUAGAGACGGCGACGCUGUGUGCCUCUCGGAUGUCAAAGCCCUUCAGAAGAUGGGGCGAGAACUGACAGACAGAAAAGUGGACAUCACUCUGUAUCUCGCGUUCGACUUCAAACGGCUGUCAGAAGAUAAAGUUCCUACACCUCAUCCAGGAGCCAGCGUUCUAGUUCCUCAGCUGAACAACUUCACCUUCACGUUUCCGUCGUCACCCCUAUUGACCCAGGCCGAGGACGUGAAUCCCGACCUCUUGUGCCAGCAGGAGACGCCGCCAUCCCGAUGUCAGGGUUCGCCGAUCUGCGAGUGUGUCCAUGUCAUUGAUUUGCCGCUAGGAGCCACUGUUGAGCUCAUCCUUGCGGACUUAGGAGGCAGCGAGUCGGGUCACGUUGUCCACCUGCACGGGUACAGUUUCCACGUGGUGGGUGCCACUCGGCUGGAACAGCCAACGUCUCUGCAGCGCAUACAGCAACUGGACAGCGAAGACUCGCUUUUGUCUCGGAAUCUAGUCAAUCCCGUGCUCAAGGACACGGUUACUGUAGGAAGCAACGGGGUUGCCGCCCUCCGCUUCAAGGCAGACAAUCCGGGAUAUUGGCUAUUUCACGACCAGCAUUUCUCGUAUUGGCCAAACGGAUUUGACGUCGUAUUUCACGUGGGCCAAUCCGGUGAUGUAAUGCCAACCCCCACAGAUUUCCCUCGGUGUGGAAGUUGGGUGGGCCCAGAAUUCUUCCUCAUAUGAAGAGUGUGACGCAGAUAGAUUCGUCUGAAGCAGCCCUGUACCAUCUGUGAUGGCCUUCUGGAACUGUGAUGAGAUUGAACGUUUCGGCGGAAAUUUAGAAUUAUUUUCUGAGACGCAGAUCAUGGAAGCUAGCAAAUUCUGAACAUCAAGAAAUGUCCGUCCCAGUGAUCUGAAAGGAGCUUGUCUACGCCUGAUUGGGAACAUGCUGUAUGCUGAAGUAGGUCUUACGGAUACAGAAUUAUAAUCAACAAAUAAUUUGCGUAAAGUAACAAAUUAUGUACAUAGAUCAUUUCAAAAUGUUUAUAACGGUUAUUAAUUCACUGCUGUGUUCGAAAUUAUGCUGAGCGUUGUUGCAAAUGGGCAUAACUAUCGAAUUUGAAGCUCAGCGACAAUUACCCAAGUUACAUCGCGACGUAAACUAUCCAAGGCUUCAUAAAAGACUCUUUUGGGCAACUAACAUCUCAAGGACUCUGAAAAAUGGCCUUAAUAAACAGAAAAUUACGUCAGAAAGUUACGUAAUGAGCUUUAUAAUUUAUACAGUUCACCAAAAAGGCUUUUUAGCGUGCUCAAAUCAAGGAGGAUGAGAAGACGAGAAAUCCCGGACAGAAAGAACCACUUGGGAGAUGGAAAGGUGAUAAUGAAAUAGCUUUAAAGAAAAUAUGGUUAAAAGUUUGGACUGAGACAGAGUUGAGUCCAGUAACGGGCUAUUGUGAACACGAUCAAGAACCUAAAGGGUCUUCAAAAGGGGGUCAGUUUGUUGACUACCUGAUUUACUAGCAGCAUCUGUAAAAGGGUUAAGCUUGAUGCUGCUAUUUAUAUCUCAUUUUAAGUAUCUUUAUUUUGGUACUGAAAAGCUUUUAUUACGUAAUUAAUGGAGAAAUAUACAUUCAAAUCAAUUAUGAAAUAAUGUAAGAUUAUCCAAUCUGUUGCGACAGUCAGUUGCCUCAAGGAAUGUAAACAGUUGAAAUGCAUACGCUUCGAUACUGACUUCGAUUUAUAUUCGACUUCUCUGGAAAAUUCAAUUACGUUAAAAAUUGAGGUUAAGACGGCACAAACAAUACUGAUGUGUAAGUGUACUUAGGUUCCUCGUAAUAACUCUCUUAUAUGAUUGUUGUUUUACUGAGUUAUAUACAUCUCUGUGAUUAAUCUGGUAUUCCUAAUCACUCUACCGGUAUUUUAUUUACAAGACAUUUGAUAUUUUUCUAAUAAUUUGCAUAUUUAUGCUGUAUAUAUCGUAUUAAAAUCUCUGUGAUGUGUGUAAUGGACUUCGAAUGGAUAAGAAAGAUAUUUGCGUUUCAUUUGUCGGAGAUAGGUAUGUAAAACACGAAUAACGAUAUAAAAUUGUGAUAAUUAUACAAGUUAAAAUAUUAUUUUGUAUCAGAAUAAGAAUAUAAGUUCUUUGUUAAAUACAACAUAUUGUUCCACGUAAAUUUGUGCUUAAUAGUGCCAAAUAGUAUUUUAAGUUACCCAAAUUGGUUUUAGGGCUCUGAAAAAACACUGCCCCAAAACUUCAUUACUUCAGAAAAGGUUUAGAAUAUACAGACAAUAGAAUAGACAUUUUGAAGUAAAAGGCUGUAGUUUUAAUGUUUUAGGCUAUAGUUACAAUUAUUUUGCAUUAAUAAGGAUACAUGUAACAGCCAUUUUAGUAUAUACCAUAUGUAUUCCUAAAACCCUUAAUAAAGUAUCUUAAAAGCUUUGA
Messenger RNA from Zootermopsis nevadensis, 3589 nucleotides. The record is from RefSeq and is a predicted model, not a curated record. Lineage: Eukaryota; Metazoa; Arthropoda; Insecta; Blattodea; Termopsidae.